Helobdella robusta is the source of this 2703-nucleotide messenger RNA. RefSeq lists its product as hypothetical. The transcript has 12 exons. The coding region runs from base 1 to 2703 and encodes 900 amino acids. Gene Ontology annotation, molecular function: zinc ion binding; 5'-3' DNA helicase activity. NCBI's taxonomy places the organism in Eukaryota, Metazoa, Annelida, Clitellata, Rhynchobdellida, Glossiphoniidae. The record is from RefSeq and is a predicted model, not a curated record.
AUGGAGAGAUCAAACAAUCAUUUGUUGGAUGUUCUAUUUGGGUCAGCAUCAUUAUCACCACCGCUGCAGGGCGGUCCUGAUAGUGAUGAUUUACAAUUUUUCAACUCUAACUUGGACCAAUCACAGCGCGAGGCUGUGAGGUUUGCCCUUCGGCAGAGGGAGCUGGCCAUCAUACAUGGGCCCCCAGGUACUGGCAAGACAACGACCGUGGUGGAAGUCAUCAAGCAGUCUGCAGUUAGGAGAGGGCUUAAGGUCUUAGUCUGUGCCCCGUCGAACAUAGCAGUGGACAACUUGGUGGAGAAGUUGAGUGACUCGAAGUUGAAGAUGGUCAGGCUUGGCCACCCGGCACGUAUCAUGCCAUCUAUCGUCAAUUACUCACUCGACGCCGUCCUCGAGUCGUCGGAUGAUACCAAGAUAGCCGAUGAUAUCAGGAAGGAUAUCAAUCAAACUCUGAACAAGCUAAGAAACCCGAAGAAGACACCACCAUCAUCAUCACCGACGAUGAUGGAGAGAUGGAAACUGCGGGAUGAGAUGAGGAUUUUGAGGAAGGAGUUGAAGGAGAGGGAGGAGCAAGCCGUGACCGAUGUGCUUGCCAGAUCUCGGGUAGUGCUGUGCACACUGACAAUGGCUUCUGAUGACGGACCCAUGUCACCGAAUCGAUUUAAAGAUCUGUUUGACGUCGUCGUCAUUGAUGAGUGUUCGCAGACCUCCCAUCAACCUAAUAACCCCACACACAACAGCGAGGCAAAGCUUCAGCUACAGACGAGCCUCAUGGAGCGACUGAUCGAACGCUUCACGUCAUCGUCGGCUGCUGGCAACGGAGACGUGGUUCGAAUGCUGACCACGCAGUAUCGAAUGCACGAGGAUAUUAUGUGCUGGUCGUCUGAAACUUUUUAUGGCGGGAAAUUAUCGGCCCACAGUUCCGUGGCUCAUCAUUUGCUAAGGGACCUGCCUGCUGUUGAACCGACGGACGAGACAACCACGCCCCUCCUGCUGGUCGACACCAGUGGCUGUGGCUACCAGGAGGUCUGCCUGGAAGAUGGCGUGUCCAAGGGUAAUGAAGGUGAAGCUGAUUUAGUCUGCUGUCAUGUUAACAGACUGUUGAAGGCUGGAGUUAAGGAAGAAUGCAUUGGAGUUAUUGUACCAUACAACUUACAAGUUGAAAUACUGCGUCAGAAGAUGUCUGAGAGGUUCGCGAGGGUUGAGGUAAGAUCAGUUGAUGGUUUUCAGGGUAGAGAGAAGGAGGUGGUCAUCAUAUCGUUGGUGCGGUCCAAUGCGGUUGGCGAGGUGGGCUUCCUAGCUGAGAAACGCCGCAUCAACGUAGCAGUGACCAGGGCCCGUCGUCAGCUGGCCAUCAUCUGUGACGUAACCACUGUGUCACUUGUUCUCGAAGGAGCAAGUUAUUGUGCUGCCCCAGCAACGACGCAUCGUACGACAACAUCGGUGAAACGUUCCGCCAACAAGACAACAACAACAUCUAAAAAACCUUCGAAAUCGAAUGCUAGAAAGCUGAACGAAAAUUGCAGCAGAGCAGACCAGACGACAGCCCUAAAGGGUCACAGCCAACAGCAGCAGCCCACCAUCGACUCGCAAGUUCAACACAAUCGUCGAAAUGUUAAAAAGCUAUGCGAGGAGUUGGAUAUAUGCCAUGUGAGCAGAGGCAUGGCUCAGGAUCGCUACAUCGAAAUAUCGAAAAAAUUUCCACCCGCUGAUGAUGGUGAUGACGAUGACGAUGUUGAUGGUGAUGAUGAUGAUGAUACUGGUGGCGAUGGUGAUGAUGGUGGUGGUGUUGUUGAUGGUGAUGAUGACAAUGUCGAGGAUGAUGAGGAGGAGGAAGACUACGACGAUGGCGAUAAACAUCGCGAGGAGGAUAAUGAGAAAGAUACCCCGAGUUAUUUCUACGACAAUUCAACUGAUAGCUAUCCGACUGGUGGAAUGAUAGAAAAAAAUGUUACUCUAACUACUCGUGAAGAAGUACAAACUCCAGCGAGCAAAACUGAAUGUUACUGGGACCCCUUCUCUGAUGGUGCCACUGGCAACCAAGUCUUCGAAAGUGACAAUUACCAUGGUGCCGAUCAAAAUGAUCGUAAUAACUUAUGUUUGAAUGACGAAGCUGUUGGAGUCCGACCUCAAUCCACAAAAAGUCUCGACCACUCGACCACUUCUGCUGCCGCUGGUAGCAAAGAUGUUAUUCACAACUCUGAGUCUCCAUCUCGGUGUGGACCAGCACUAACAUCACAAAGUCCAGACGAAGAUGUUCAGUCGAAAAAAAAUACGGCGAGAAAGAAGAAGAGGAAUAAAAAAAGUUCAAGCAGACAAGAGACGGAAGACUCUACAAAUGAUGUUGCUGGUGGUGCUGCUGGCUUUGACGAAAUAAUAAAAGCAGCCCAGCUACAGAAUAGCACGUGCUCCAAGGAAGGAUGCAACGCAAAAGUUACAGUACUUGGUCAGAAUUGUGCCUUCUGUCGCCAACGUUUCUGCCUCAACCACCACCUAGCGGAGGCUCAUGGAUGUGGCGAGGCAGCAAAAAGGGCGGCAAGAAAGCAGCUGGCGACAGAUCAAAAGUUGUACCCUGGCUCCGGUGUACCUCCCAAAACUCUCAAACCCGAUAAGCGGGCACAGUUGAAAUCGAAGUUGAACAAAAAGCUCGAAAAAUUAACCUCUGAACGAGUCGGUAAAACGGACAAAAGUAAUGAAAGAUGA